CCUCACUCCCUCACCAACACCUCUCCCUCCAUCUCCCCUUCACCUCUCCCCACAAUGGCCUCCCGCAAACCCCGACGACAAAACAACCACAACCACCCCAGCAACACCAACAGCCCUCGUCCACACCCGGUCGCCAGCUACCAGGCCAGCCCGAACCCGAACCCGCGUCACCACCUCGCCCACCAACCCUCCGACUACGAAUCCGACUAUCCCAACUACCUCUCCGACACGCACCAACCACCGCCAUCAUCGAUGCCCCCCCUGCGCACCAACGAGGAACUCAACCUCGCCGUCCUCCGCCGCCACAACCCCGCCGUCACCUCCAUCCUCUCCCUCGCCCAAUACGCCGUCGUCUACCUCUUCAGCCCGACCACGCGCCAAUGGGAAAAGAACGGCGUCGAGGGCACGCUUUUCGUCUGCCAACUCACCCCGGGCCCCCUCUCCGAGGACCGAUACAGCGUCUUCGUCCUCAACCGCCGCGGCCUCACUAACUUCGACCUCCCCCUCACCGACGCCGAGAAUGUCGAGAUCACGGACGAAUACAUCAUCCUGAAAACGGACAUCAAUCCGGACGGUACCGGUGCCGCGAAUGGCUAUAACAACACCACCACCAGCCCCAAUAACAACGGCAGCAGCAGUAAUGGGAAUAGCGGCAAAGUAGGCGAUAUCCGCAUCUACGGUCUGUGGAUCUACUCGGAGCCGGCGCCGAACUCGACGGCCGAGGCGCGCAGUAUCAACGCUCAGGUGAUCCGGGAGUGUGCGGGCCAUGCGGGCGAGAGCAUGAAGGUCGCGAAGGAGCGGUUGGAGGCGUCGCGCCAGAAUGGACUGCAUGUUGCGGCGGCUGCGGCGUCGGUCACCCCCGCGCCGUUGGAGGAGGUACAGGAGAGUGUGCCCAUGGGGCGACAGGUGUCGCUCAAGGAUCUGUUUGGGGUUCAGCGCGCGCAGGACGAUGGGUGGACGACAAGGGCGCAUCAGCUGGGGCCGGGCGAGUGGCAGCAGCAGCAGCAGCAGCAGCCACAGCCGCCGGGGAUGGCUGGCGCGGGGCCGGCUCCGACGCCGCCGCAACAGCGGCAGCAGGAUGUGUUGGGCGAUCUGUUUCGGAGGGCUGGGCUGGCGUACCAGGGAGGUCAGUAGUGUGUUGCGGGGGGGCACUUGGCAGCUGGACUUGCUCUUUGUCUGUCUCCCUGGCUGAUCUUCGUCACGAGAUGUGCAUACUUGGCGUGGCGUACCGUCCCGCUAAGAGAUACCCAUGAUAUCUGAUGAUCACGCAGUUGGUUGAAUCCAUCCUUAUCAUAUAUGAGUCUAUGAGUCUUAAGCCUACUCUAUCGCCCAGUCUUUCUGUCUAUACCCUAUCAUCCAGUCUAUCUAUCUAUACCCUACUACCCUGUCUA
Messenger RNA from Aspergillus heteromorphus CBS 117.55, 1391 nucleotides. Its product is annotated as Dcp1 family protein. Gene Ontology annotation, molecular function: enzyme activator activity; mRNA binding. The coding region runs from base 55 to 1134 and encodes 359 amino acids. Lineage: Eukaryota; Fungi; Ascomycota; Eurotiomycetes; Eurotiales; Aspergillaceae. Gene Ontology annotation, cellular component: P-body. Gene Ontology annotation, biological process: deadenylation-independent decapping of nuclear-transcribed mRNA; positive regulation of catalytic activity; deadenylation-dependent decapping of nuclear-transcribed mRNA. The transcript has a single exon. The record is from RefSeq and is a predicted model, not a curated record.